Cygnus atratus (black swan) is the source of this 1668-nucleotide messenger RNA. It is a transcript of the gene INAVA, whose product is annotated as innate immunity activator. Gene Ontology annotation, biological process: positive regulation of protein ubiquitination; adherens junction maintenance. The transcript has 8 exons. Lineage: Eukaryota; Metazoa; Chordata; Aves; Anseriformes; Anatidae. The coding region runs from base 1 to 1668 and encodes 555 amino acids. The record is from RefSeq and is a predicted model, not a curated record.
AUGGAGGGCAGGGAGGAGGCGAGCGACACCGACAGCGGGAUCAUGCUGCACUCAGGCCCCGGCAGCCCGGCGUCCCCGCUGAAGGAGCUGGCGCAGCGGGUGCGGCGGCAGCAGCAGGCGCUGGAGGCGUGCGUGCAGGAGCUGCGGCGGCUCUGCCUGCGCGAGGCGGAGCUGACGGGGACGCUGCCCCGCGAGUUCCCCCUGAAGGCCGGCGAGAAGCCCCCCAAGGUGCGGCGCAGGAUCGGUGCCGCCUUCAAGCUGGACGAGACCCUGGUGCUGCGCGGGGCGGACCCGCUGAGCGCCCUGGAGCGGGACCUGGCGCUGCAGCUGCAGAUCGCCAAGGCCGCCCACCGCCUGUGCCGGGAGGAGAACAUCAGCAAGCAGCUGCGCCGGAGGAGGAAGACGGCGGCGCUGAAGGAGGAGAAGAAGCUGAAGGAGCUGGAGAACACCCUCAGCCAGUGCCGCCUCCUGGCCGGCCGCCGGCCCCUGCCCGCCAGCGGCUCCGGGGGUGCUCAGGAGCUCAGCGCCUCGGACGAGAGCUCGCUGUCGGAUGCUGUCCUGCUGGAGGAGGAGGAGACGCAGCCGCCGGGACCCGGCACCCCGCGGGGGUCCCCAUCUCCAUCCCCGUCCCCAUCCCCGCGGCCCCGUUCAGGCCCCGAGGAGCGCGCUGAGGUGGAGGGGCCGGGGCACCCACCCACACCUGCCAGCCCCUGGAGGGAGACCAGCCUCGACGGGCCCUACGAGAAGGCCAAGAAAGCCGGCGAUGACCCUGGGGACAGCGAAACCUGGGGGGCCCGGUGCUGCCCCACGUCCCCACCCGCUGUCGCCACCGCCCCCGGCAGCCCUGACCUCGCAGCCUCGCUGGCGCCCAGGACCACAGAUGUCCCUCCGUACCGCUUCGUCCCCAUCCGGACCCUGGUGCUGUGCCGGCAGGUGGGCUCCAGCGCCCCCAGCACCCCGGAGCCACCGAGCCGGCGGGGACAAUCCCAGUCCCUGAGGGUGGAGGCGCGCUGGGAGCCCGGCGAGCCGCGGGGCCGCAGCACCGCUCCCCGCCGCCGCCCCACGUACUACACGGUGACGGUGCCCACCUCCUGCUUGCCGGCUCCCGGCCCCACGCAUCGCUCCGGCUCCGACGACAGCAUCUCCGACGUCUCCAGCAUCUCCCACGCCACCUCCCCGGGCAGCAGCAGCCCCGACGUCUCCUUCCCGCGCCCCCCAGCCCCGCCGCCCCUCACCGAACCCGGUUACUACCCCCGGGGCGCCCCCCGGCUCCUGCCACCCCCCGGCCCCCCGGCUUUCCUCUACGAGCAGGAUCUGGCCCCGCUGCGCUACCAGCGCCUGGUGCCCUCGCACAGCCGCAUCGUGCGCACCCCGUCGCUCAAGGACUACGCGCCGGCGGGCGCCCGCGGGCUCUCCAAGGCGGCGGUGACGGAGGAGCUCAAGUCGUGGCACCAGCGCGCCCGGCUGCGGGGCGCCCGGCCCCACUCCCUCGACAGGCAGGGCGCCUUCCGGGGACCCCGCGGCGGGACCCCCCGUGACGGCCCCCCCAUCCGUGGGGCCCUGCUGCGGGCUCAGGCGCCCCCGAUCCGUGUCCUGCGGCGCUCCCCGGACGGCGUGCCCGUGCAGGUCUACGUGCCUGAGAAUGGCGAGAUCGUCACACAGGUGUGA